AUGUUCCUUGCUCUGAGUGAUGACUAUCUGGGCACUGAAUAUGUAGUCCCGGUAUACCACGAUAUCACAUGGAGGAGUAUCCUGGGAUUGGGCAACCCGACUAACGAUGAUAUAACUGUCAGCUUAAAAUUCCCUGAAAAAAGAAACUUCGAAGGAAACUUGUGUCCAAAUGAGACGUUGGACCUGACUCUGCAGAGUUACGAAACAGAAUCUCUAACAUACAGCUGUGAUAUAACAGGAACGCGAAUUGUUUCUUCAGAAAAGCUGAUCGUUUACACAGCAAGUAUACCAUUGAGCAACUCAGGAGGAGCAGAAUAUCUUCUGGAACAACUGUUACCAAUCACCUUGUGGGGAACGCAUUACGUGGUGGUCCCUUUAGGAGAUCGUCCUUACGGCAAUGUAUUGACGAUUGUGACUGCUAUUGACGACACGACAAUCCAUAUUUCAGGGUAUGAUUUUGUCACCAUUCCGAACAAUACGGAAUAUAUCGUUACUUUCCCACCUUUACCCCCUGAUGAUGCCGACAGUGAAUGUUUGAUUUUAAGUUUGUUUGACAAAACCUCAUAUGCUAUACCACAGCUGAACCUUCCAACGUUAAACCAGCUCCUCCCUGGUGACGAAGAAGACAACGAUCAAGACGGUUUAGUAGAUGAAGAUAACUGUCUGUAUUUUAAGGACGAUUACAAAGCUGAAGUGCCGUCUGACCUUGACCUAGAUGGCUCAGAUGGAGAAGACUGUAAAGGAUGUCCUGGGGGUGAGGGUAUGAACAUGUUUUUAACUUGUGAAGCAUGUGAUUAUGGAUUUUACCGUGAAAGAAAGUCGUGGAAGCUCAGAUGUCAGUCUUGUGGAGAGAAUUACACUACAUUUUAUCAAAGCAGUAGCUCGCAAAAUGACUGUGUCCCCAUUUGCACUGAGGGAAUGCAGCUUAAUAACGAUACGUCGAACAAUGAUACGUUGUACAGAGAAAAUGUCGUAACAGGGACUCUUUCCUCUAAGUCACAAACCAGAGUAGGAGGAGAAAGAAAGGAAUGUGAACCGUGUCCAGUUGGGUAUUAUAAAGACAUGUCGGCAGAAAACACAAAUCUGAGUGUUUCCGAUAGGUUCUGGUGCAUUCAAUGUCCAGAGGGAAACACUACAUACACUGAACGCAACGUCCAGUUUACAGAUUGUAUUGAUAUAUGUGAGGAAGGUUUUGAGCUGCAGAAUAAUAAUUCUUGCGCUGAGUGUGAAAUAGGUUUCUAUAAAAACAUAUCAAGUGCCAACACUACUGCUUCUUUUGAGGAACGAUGGAACUGCACAGCUUGUCGGGAAAAUUUGACCACCUUAAAUAGAGGGACUGUACACGAAGAGGGCUGUAUUGAACAUUGCUUAGAAGGCAGCUUUUGGAAUGGAAGUGUAUGCUUGCCUUGUCCAGUGGGGGAAUACAAAAACACUUCCAGUAAAGAUCUUUCACUUUCUUAUGAACUGAGGUGGAAUUGCACCCAGUGCAAAGACGGGAAAACAACAUACCGUUCUGGCACAAAUAAAGAUGCAUGUUUAGAGCAUUGCCUAGAAGGACUCUACUUGGCUGACAAUGGAACAUGUGUUCUUUGCGACAUUGGAUAUUUUAAAAACACAUCAAGUAAAAAUGUUACGUUAAGUGAAAAUCUAAGGUGGAACUGUACUAAGUGUCCGGAUGGUAAAACUACAAGAACACUAGGAUCUCGUGAAUGCAAACAGUAA
Messenger RNA from Saccostrea cuccullata (small rock oyster), 1722 nucleotides. Its product is annotated as major surface trophozoite antigen 11-like. Lineage: Eukaryota; Metazoa; Mollusca; Bivalvia; Ostreida; Ostreidae. The record is from RefSeq and is a predicted model, not a curated record. The transcript is spliced from 11 exons. The coding region runs from base 1 to 1722 and encodes 573 amino acids.